CUCAACAUGCACUUUUAUUCAAUUAGCUCUCUCUAUUUCGAACCCUAGUCAAUCCCUCUCACCCGCUGUUCAUAAAGGAUUUUGAUCGUUGAACAAGACCAAGAAUUCAUAGUAAAUAGAGCUGUGUCAAGAUUCCCAGUGAUACACUCUUAAAAUGGAUCAUCAAGGGCCUGGACAGCCCCCAGUUACUGGGGUGGUGGGUAGCUCAAUUCAGAUGCCAUACAUUGUUGCUCCAUAUCAAGCUAACCAAAUGAUUUCUCCCCCUGCAUCCGUUGGAUCAGUUCCGCCUCCUUCAUGUACAUCUGGCCUCUCUGCUCCUCCAGCUCAGUUUGGACAACAUCAGCUUGCUUAUCAGCAUGUCCACCAGCAGCAGCAGCAACAGCAAUUGCAGCAACAACUCCAGAGUUUUUGGACAAGCCAGUAUCAAGACAUCGAGCAGACAACUGAUUUUAAGAACCAUAGCCUUCCAUUGGCUAGGAUUAAGAAGAUUAUGAAAGCAGAUGAGGAUGUUAGAAUGAUAGCAGCUGAGGCUCCUGUCAUAUUUGCCAGGGCCUGUGAGAUGUUCAUCCUUGAGUUGACUCUACGGUCUUGGAAUCACACCGAGGAGAACAAAAGGAGGACACUUCAGAAGAAUGACAUUGCAGCAGCCAUCACAAGGACUGAUAUAUUUGAUUUCUUGGUUGAUAUUGUACCGAGGGAAGAUUUGAAAGAUGAGGUACUUACAUCUAUCCCAAGAGGGACUCUUCCUGUUGGAGGUCCAACUGAGGGUCUUCCUUACUACUAUAUGCCACAGCAACAUGCUUCGCAGGCUGGAGCUCUGGGGAUGUACAUGGGGAAGCCUGUGGAUCAAGCCCUUUAUGGCCAGCAGCCUCAUCCUUAUAUAGGUCAGCAGAUGUGGCCUCAGCAACAGCAACCGCCUGAAGAUUCUUGAGCAGGGACGGUGUGGCUUGACCAUGACCGUGAGUAAUGAUAAGGGUUUGAUGGGGAAGGUUGCUUGAAUGUCAAUGAACAAGAAAAUUUGCCAAAGAGAGUAAAGGCCAAAUAGGAGACCUCAAGAUGUACAUAUAUGUAUGAUGAAAUUUUUACCACCUUCAGUUCAUGGAAUGAGGAGUCCAUCUUUUAUAAUUAUCACUUUUCUAUGUUAGAGAGAUGUCACAUGAUAAGUAGC
Molecule: messenger RNA, 1168 nt
Organism: Ilex paraguariensis (yerba mate)
Lineage: Eukaryota; Viridiplantae; Streptophyta; Magnoliopsida; Aquifoliales; Aquifoliaceae
Source: the annotation of a GenBank genome assembly